Uncinocarpus reesii 1704 is the source of this 1224-nucleotide messenger RNA. RefSeq lists its product as uncharacterized. The transcript has a single exon. The record is from RefSeq and is a predicted model, not a curated record. Bases 1 to 1224 code for a protein of 407 amino acids. Lineage: Eukaryota; Fungi; Ascomycota; Eurotiomycetes; Onygenales; Onygenaceae.
AUGAAGGGUCCGCCGCUGCCAGAGUUGGGACGGGGGAUUGCCGGGGCGUUGUGUGCGGCAGCGUCGACGGUUGCGGUGUAUCCUCUCUCGUUGAUCGUCACGAGGUUGCAGCUGAAAAACCGCCCGGCGGAGGUUAGGACGCGGGGUGGAAACAAGGUAAAACUUGAGCAGCACGAUGAAGAUGUUCAAAGCCGGAAUGUCAGUGGUUGGGUUCAGAUCGUGCAUGUGGCGAAGGGGAUACAUGCCAACGGAGGGCUGCGGGCGUUUUACGUUGGCGUCGUCGAAGCCGCUGGCAAGGCGGCUGCCGAUGUUCUUCUAUUCUUCCUGGUGUAUAAAAGCCUCCAAAGACAACUGGAGGUACACAGAUCAAAGAAUGCACCGGGCUUGUCGGUGGCAGGGAAGUUGACUCUUGGACUUGCUUCUGAGGCAAUCACCAAAUUGGUUAUUGCACCGAUCGAGACCAUUGUUACGAGAAAGCAAGAUUCUAGAGAGCCGGUCGGAGUCAAAGACCUCGUCACGCAGGUCUUGCGUGAGCAGGGUGCCACGGGACUUUGGGCUGGAUAUUCGGCAUCUCUACUAAUGACCGUUAUGCCCGCUGAUUGCACUUUGGGCUGGAAUGCGGAGCUAUCUCGGUCUCCCGAAAGGGGAUCACUUCUUGGCCAGCUCCCCCGCUCACUGCCUGCUAUUCUAAGUAGGAUCGUUGCUAUGUCCUUCACCUACCCGCUUUCAGUGGCUCGAGUUCGCAUGCAGGCGGGCUAUCGGCGAGUCCAAGCUGCGGAUAGUCCUCUUGCUGGAAGCCGGGAGCCCAUUUUCUCGUUGAGCUUAUUGCACACUCUGUCCCAUUUCGCUAAAACAGAAGGCACAUCCGCCAUCUACGCGGGUAUUACUGCGUGUAUCGCCCAAUCACUACUCAGCCGGGGGACAGCGACACUCACCAAAGGCCCUAUUUACACCUGGACUGUUCGGGCAUAUUACAUAUAUCUCCUUCUCUCGAGCCAGUAUCAGGCUCUCCUCGACAGAGCGAAAAAGGAAAUAGAAGGGCUUGCCGUGGCAGCGGGAGAGCAAGCCAAGUAUGCCCAAGAGCUGAAGGAGAGAUCGAUACGUGAUAUGUAUUCGAAUGAAACGGCAGAUUUGGUAGGUGAUUAUGUGGAGGAUGAGGCGACCGAAUGUAAAAGGUUUUACCAUUGGUUUUUCGAGAGGGAGAAGAGAGGGAAUGGGGAGUGA